Nicotiana attenuata is the source of this 1893-nucleotide messenger RNA. RefSeq lists its product as uncharacterized. The transcript is spliced from 5 exons. NCBI's taxonomy places the organism in Eukaryota, Viridiplantae, Streptophyta, Magnoliopsida, Solanales, Solanaceae. The record is from RefSeq and is a predicted model, not a curated record. The coding region runs from base 1040 to 1753 and encodes 237 amino acids.
ACAAAUAUGCUAUUUUGGAAGUAUUUUGGGUACAAAAAAUACAUAGGGAAAAAUUGGGUAUCAACACUAGGCCAAACUCAAAUCUAUGAUAUCAUUCUCUACAUUUUGUAUUUCAAAACCUUACAUUUUCCUACUACUAGGCUACUAGCUGAAUUCGCAAUUGUAUUAUUUCAAAACCAACAGAACAAAUUUUUAUAUUUUAUAUGUUCUGUAUGGCUAGUGUAUUAUUAUUAUUAUUAUUAUUCUAUUCUUCUUGUCAUUAUUUGAUCAGGAAGCAUGACAAGGGGAAGAGGCACUAAGCGUAGUUGGGGAGCUCGUGGGAGCAUGUCUAACAAAGGGAGAGAAGGCUACCAACAACUACCGAAUACUUCUCAUGCCAAUAUUAGUGAACCAUCAACCCCUACAUCUCAACAGGUUGGUUUAAACCAACAUAUUAUCUCGUCUCCAAGAUGUCAAUGCUCAACAAACAACUUCUGCUUCUCAAAAUGAUGGUGGUCAACAAGCAACUCCCGCUUCUCUGAAUGUUGGUCAUCAACAAGCACCUCGUUCUUAUCAGGAUGUUGGUUCUCAACAAGAAACUCCUUCUCAAGAUGUUUCUGCUGAACAAACACUUGCAUCUUAUGGAAGUAGUAAUCCACUGGCAAGACGAGAUACUACUCGUGGCAUAAGAUCUUUGAAAGUAAACGGAGACACAUUUUGCCCACAUGAAGCUAUUCGGAAUGUAACAAUAGCCUUUAAAAAAAGCUUCUCUGGAUCAUGGCAUUUUUGGAGCAAAGUUUCGGAGCAUGUACGAGAUAGAUGGUUCAAUGACUUCGAGAAAAAUUAUUCUUUUCCUAGUGAGGACAAAUUUAUUAUUCGAAGGACUUUUGAGCAUGUGGGGAGCGAAAGGUUAAGUGAUAGUUUGGGAAAAGCAGAAAAGAAAAUUUUCAAAAACAAAAGAAAUGCCGGGAUGGAUUGCUAAAGAUCACUGGGAUGUUUUGAUGCAAUAUUGGAACUCUGAGAAUUUUAAAAGAAAUCAGAAAUCAACUCGAAGAACAGAAUGUCAUCUAAUAAUGGAGAAGGUCCUUCCUUACAUACCGGAGGAUCGGUUGCAUUUGCUGAGUACAGAAGAAGACAUAAGGAGCUAACGGGGAAAGAUCUCCGUAAUGAUGAAUUAUUUCUAAAGACUCACAGAACCAAAAAUGAAAAGAAGUGGAUAUAUGGAAAGUCAGAAAGGAUGUGGAAUACAUUUACAGAUAUUAUUAAGGAGAAGGUAGGUGAGACUUCAACUUCAAGGGAUGAAGAAGGUUUUGAAGUAGGUGAUGAAGAGAUGGAAAGAAACAUGGCAACAAAUGGAGAUGAGGAAGGAGAAAAAACUAGCGAAGAAACUAUUGUGGAUUUGUUGAAAACUAUACCAGAUGAGCAACUAUUGAAAACUUGGAUUGAAACAGUUGGAGGCGCAAAAAAAGGAAGAAUAUAUGGUCUUGGUCCCAAAAAUUGUCUUCUGGCAGAUUCAUUGGACACUAAUUGUGCAUCCUCUAGUGCUUCUAAUCCUCCAAAUGUUCCUACUCAACAAGUUUUUGAAACACCCGAAUUUCAGCAACUUCAUGAUCGUGCAAUGGAGCAACGGAUGGAGAACAUGUUGGCACGAGUGCAAGCAAAUAUUCGGGAGGAUAUGCAAGAAGUAAAAGUUGUGGCUCGUGCUGUAGUGCGUGAGAUGCUUGGUUUACCUUCUCAACCACCACCAAGCGGCUCUGGUUGUCCCCCAUCUUAGAAUAGUAGACUUUAUGUUAUUAAUUAUUUAAGUUAAGACAUGUUUUAUUUACCAAUAGACAUAUAUAUACUUCGUUGUUCUAGGAUUAAUAGUACUAUGAUUAUGCUUACAUUCAAAUUAAUGAAUUUAAUUACUUAUUC